This is a messenger RNA of Caenorhabditis sp. 36 PRJEB53466, 2583 nucleotides long. NCBI's taxonomy places the organism in Eukaryota, Metazoa, Nematoda, Chromadorea, Rhabditida, Rhabditidae. The record is from the annotation of a GenBank genome assembly.
AUGUUGUCAAAAAUCGAUUUAUUCGCUCUACUAAUUCUGUCAUUUUGGGCGAUUGUAGGUUAGUUUCAAGACGCUGUAUCUCAGCUGCCUGUCGAGAUAUCUAAAAGAUGUCAACUGACAAAAUGUUUAUUAUGAUAUUGUGUACUUUUUUGUAAUUGACAACUUUUUGAUAUCUCCACAGCCAGCUGAGAUAUAUAUCGACUUCUUUUUUAUUUAGAAAGCUCCACUGAAAACGAUAAAGAUCCAUUUCCAUUUGGGUUGGAUGACCGUUUGGAUCCAUUCUCAAGAAAUGCUGGACUGUAAGUGAUGGCCUAGCUUUCUCUUUCUAGGCCACCAACCAAAAGGUUCCAGAAAACAAGAAUCGAGUCGGGAAACGACGCGGAAACCCCGUCGUCGGCACCACCACCACCACCACAAGGACCGGGAGCCCCAAUACUAUCACCAGGGGAACACGUGGGGCUUUGAGGAGGAGGAGAAGGAGGAAGAGGACCAGAAGAAGACGGUCCCAGUUGAUCAGAGACCGCGGACAGCGCCACGAGUGCCGCCUGUGGACCCGGCGGAAGACCUGCAAACGGCAGUGAGAAAUGCGCAGUUGGGCAUUACGACGACCGAUUUGCCGCCGGAUCCGAAGCACAACGGACUGCUGAAGGACAUCGGAGCUGUCGGUGGGUUCGAUUUAUGGUGCAUCGGCCAUCUAGGCAAAUGGUACUCCACGUGGAAAAGGGGGAGAACAUGAGUGAAGAUUUAUUGCAACGGCUCCAUGAAACAUAGACUUCCUUGGGGUUUGUAUCGACAUGGUGCAUCGCAGUGUUGAGCGGAAUUCCGUCUGCCGUCUUCCGUCUGCCGUCUUCCGUGGUUUUUUUUGUUCCGUCUUCCGUCUGCCGUCUUCCGUGAGAAAAGUUUUCUUCCGUCUUCCGUCUGCCGUCUUCCGUAAAAGAAUGUUUCUUCCGUCUGCCGUCUGCCGUCUUCCGGGAUUUUUUUUUCUUACCGUAAAAGAGUAAUAGCUUUUCAAAAGCCAUUUACUAGUCCCGAAGAACGCGAAUUUCCACGGGCAGUACCCAGAUCCAAAAGUUUUGUUGCUUUAGUUAUUUUUUUCAAAAAAAAAACCGGAAAAAAAGGCUCUGAAUUGACGAUUUUUUGUUCCGUAUUCCGUCUGCCGUCUUCCGGGAAAAAAUUUUUCUUCCGUCUUCCGUCUGCCGUCUUCCGUGAGAAAAAUUUUCUUCCGUCUUCCGUUUUCCGUGUUCCGUAAGAAAAAUUUUCUUCCGUCUGCCGUCUGCCGUCUUCCGUAUUUCAAAAUUCCAUUUCCGCUCAACUCUGGUGCAUCGACUAAUGAAAGUAGGUAUAGCGUUUCCACAUGGUGCAUCUGAAGCCCUGAAAUUUCGGUUCAAACGCACACUUUUCUUAUUUUUCAGGCGUCGGCUUCGGCGUGGGCGUCGGCGUUCCGGGCAACGAUCCGGUGUCGGUCGGCACCGGCGUAUCGGUCGGACUCGACGGUUCCGGGCCCGCCGGGGGGCUUCCGCCGUUCAGCGAAACCAUAUUUCCACGUCAAGUAAGUCGGUGUGCGGCGGGUCAUCCGGAUUCCGAUUCUAAGCAGAAGGCAGUAGGUAAUCCGAUGAGGUGGUUACCUGCGGCACUACUACUUAUAAUCGAAAGAGACCUUUUUGCGGGAUAGGAAUAGAAAUUACACGACUGUCGGGUCUUUUUAUACGGUGCCCGAUGGUUGAGGAGAGUGCAGACGACGAGACGGCUCGAAGCUGUGCACACAAUUUUGCUACAGUCCCUCCUCACUCGCGCCGCCCCGGGGUCCAUAUCCGUGCCACAAACGGACCUCUGCGUCUCUAUUGUUUGUCGUGAUAUUUCACAAAUAUAUUGUGGGACUGAGAGAGAGAGAAAGAGAGAGAGACUAUUAUAUAUUCCAUGUGAUUUGACUGUGCUUAUACAAAGGCAUCCUGCUGUGUGUGUAUGUGCUUCGAUGAUGGAAUCGACAAUAAUACUACUAAUAUUGUCGAUGGUCAUGGGGGUGGGGGGUGCUCGGCAACAGCACAAAACAAAGUCUUGAGAAAUACUCUGAAAAAGUGGGCGGGCUCUCAUCGUCUUUGUUCGAAAAACGGCAAAAACAGUGGCGGCCGCCCUCUUUCCUCUCUUUUCGCUUUUCGCUUUUCUCGUUUCCGUGCAAGCGCAUAUGUACAUUCACAAUCGCUUUUCCGAACUAUCAUCGCUUUUUUAUGUUUUCGGAGAGCGCUGAUAUUGCAAAAUGGGGAACGGGAAAAGCGAGCGAAUUCGACGAGGACGGAUGGGGAGAACUUUCUGCAAGGGGGGCGUUGAUUUUUUGUGUAUUCAGGGUGAGCAAGUGUCGCUGAACGACUACGACGGAAACAAGGAUCUGAUAGUGUCGGGGAAGGCGUUGAAGUACAUUCAGGCCGUGCGGGUGAGUUGUUGAAGGCGUUCCGUCGACAAUUGAUUGAGAGCCUCGUCCAUUUUCAGCUCGGCUUCAUCAAACUGCCGCAAUACGCGCCCGCAAAGUCGCUGGUCGGUGUGAACAGCGGAAUCGGAGUGCUCGGCGCACAGACACCCUCCGGCUAA